Molecule: messenger RNA, 793 nt
Organism: Acyrthosiphon pisum (pea aphid)
Lineage: Eukaryota; Metazoa; Arthropoda; Insecta; Hemiptera; Aphididae
Product: cilia- and flagella-associated protein 20-like
Exons: 2
Coding region: 84-701 (205 amino acids)
Source: RefSeq, a predicted model, not a curated record
AUAUGUUUCCAUAUUUGUUUUAAAAAUAGUGAUGUAAGCUGAAUAAGUAAAAUGCUUAUAAAAAACAUAACCUAGUCACCUUUAUGGUAUAUUGUACAUGGUUGUUGCUUCUGGUAUAUCAGUGCAAAGGAGGAGAAAUGAAACUAGUUCAAGAUGAUCAGAUGAAGUCCAAUGUGCUCCAGAUCCAAUCAAAAAACGUGAACGCCUGUUGUAUAACCUGUCCGGUGAAUCCUAAAGAUUCGAUGGGUAUUCGGCUACCGUUCGUGACAUUAAUAGUGAAAAACCUCGGUCAAUUUUUUACAUUCGAGAUCACAAUUUUGGACAGCGAAAACAUUCGCCGGCGUUUACGUAUGAGCAGUUACCAUGUGAAAAAAAAGUUGAGCACGUUCAUGGUCACGAUGCCGGUUUCUAUGGACAUGGGUUGGAACCAACUGCAAAUGAACUUGGCCAAGUUCACAAUCACCAGCUUUAGUACGACCUACGUGGAGACAGUCUGCGUUAAAGUGCACGCCAACUGCCGGCUGAGGAGAAUAUAUUUUAGUGACCAGCUGUACAAUGAAGAUCAGCUUCCGAAGUCGUACAGGAUGCAUAGGACCAUGGAUAUGCUGGAAAAACCUAACUACAUACUGAGAAAAAAGGUGGUCAAAGUUGACAAAAAAUCGACAGCCGACCCGGAAAAAACUAAACAGCUAGUUAGCUAAUAACCAAUUAAAUUGUUACUUUUACAAUUUUAUAAAUAGUUGGCUUAACAAUAUUUCAUGGUUGGAGCAGCCAACAAUUAUAGUUAACAUAU